This is a messenger RNA of Saimiri boliviensis boliviensis (Bolivian squirrel monkey), 1416 nucleotides long. NCBI's taxonomy places the organism in Eukaryota, Metazoa, Chordata, Mammalia, Primates, Cebidae. The record is from RefSeq and is a predicted model, not a curated record.
AUGGAAGGGAUCGGUAAUUUCAAGACACCAUGCAAAUUAUCAGAAAAAAAGAAAUCUGUAUUAUGUUCAACUCCAACUAUAAAUAUCCCGGCCUCUCCGUUUAUGCAGAAGCUUGGCUUUGGUACUGGGGUAAAUGUUUACCUAAUGAAAAGAUCUCCAAAAGGUUUGUCUCAUUCUCCUUGGGCUGUAAAAAAGAUUAAUCCUGUAUGUAAUGAUCAUUAUCGAAGUGUGUAUCAAAAGAGACUAAUUGAUGAAGCUAAGAUUUUGAAAAACCUUCAUCAUCCAAACAUUGUUGGUUAUCGUGCUUUUACUGAAGCCAGUGAUGGCACUCUGUGUCUUGCUAUGGAAUAUGGAGGUGAAAAGUCUCUAAAUGACUUAAUAGAAGAAAGAUAUAAAGACAGCCGAGAUCCUUUUCCAGCAGCCGUAAUUUUGAAAGUUGCUUUGAAUAUGGCAAGAGGGUUAAAGUAUCUGCACCAAGAAAAGAAACUGCUUCAUGGAGACAUAAAGUCUUCAAAUGUUGUAAUUAAAGGCAAUUUUGAAACAAUUAAAAUCUGCGAUGUAGGAGUCUCUCUGCCACUGGAUGAAAACAUGACUGCGCCUGCCUUCAUAACCAUUUUGCUUGUUUCAGUGACUGACCCUGAGGCUUGCUACAUUGGCACAGAGCCAUGGAAACCCAAAGAAGCUUUGGAGGAGAAUGGUGUUAUUACUGACAAGGCAGACAUAUUUGCCUUUGGCCUUACUCUGUGGGAGAUGAUGACUUUAUCCAUUCCACACGUUAAUCUUUCAAAUCAUGAUGAUGAUGAUGAUGAUGAUGAUGAAGAUAAAACUUUUGAUGAAAGUGAUUUUGAUGAUGAAGCAUACUAUGCAGCUUUGGGAACUAGGCCACCUAUUAAUAUGGAAGAACUAGAUGAAUCAUACCAGAAAGUAAUUGAACUCUUCUCUGUAUGUACUAAUGAAGACCCUAAAGAUCGUCCUUCUGCUGCACACAUUGUUGAAGCUCUGGAAACUGAUGUCUAGUUAUCACUUCAGCUGAAGUAUGGCUUUUAUAUGUAACUUUUUCCCAAAACAUUUAUAUAGUUACUAUUAGUAGUUAUUAGGCUCUCUAAAAUUGGCAUAUUUGAGAACCACAGUUUCUUGUUAAUAUGUAGAUAACUAUUUCUAAUAUAAGCAUAUUUCAUACUUGUUAUAAGCACUUGGAAUUGUACUGGGUUUUCUGUAAAGUUUUAGAAACUAGCUAUUUAAGUACUUUAAUGUUGCUCAUGCAGAAUUAAAACACUAGCAAUAAAAUACUGUAAACUGUAUAACAUUAAUUUUAGUGAUCAUUGCUUUUAUUAAUGAUCUUUUUAAAAUAUUGUUUUAAUGGAUCUACAGAAAUGAGCAUUUUGUACAAUACAAAAUAAAAUCUGUAUUUGUUUA